AUGGCGUCCAUCCGGCCAAUGACGCCAAUGGACCUCCUCCACUUCAACGAGUGCAACCUCGACCCGCUCACCGAGACGUACAACGUCAGCUUCUACCUCGAAUACCUGACCAAGUGGCCGCACCUGUGCAAGGUCAUUGAGGGCCCACACGGCAAGAUCGAGGGAUACAUCAUGGGCAAGACGGAAUCCUCGCCGUACCCGGCGCCGGUCCCACCGUUCGCGCCGUCGACCAACACGGACCCCAACUACCUGCCGUGGCACGGCCACAUCACCUGCCUGACCAUCGCGCCGUCGGCGCGGCGGCUGGGCCACGCGACGCGCCUGACGCAGCUGCUCGAGCAGGCGUGCGACGCCGAGAACGCCUGGUUCGUCGACCUGUUCGUGCGCGCCGAGAACGCCGUCGCCCAGCGCCUGUACGAGGGCAUGGGCUACAGCGUCUACCGCCGCGUGGUCGGCUACUACAACGACGAUACGGACGCGUUUGAUAUGCGGAAGCCGCUGAGCAGGGAUAAGGGGAGGGAGUGCGUGAGGGAGGGCGGGAAGGAGGUCAGGGUCAGUCCGGAGGAUGUGUGGUGA
Messenger RNA from Diplodia corticola, 576 nucleotides. Its product is annotated as n-acetyltransferase. The record is from RefSeq and is a predicted model, not a curated record. Gene Ontology annotation, cellular component: NatB complex. Gene Ontology annotation, molecular function: protein-N-terminal amino-acid acetyltransferase activity. Gene Ontology annotation, biological process: N-terminal peptidyl-methionine acetylation. The transcript is spliced from 2 exons. The coding region runs from base 1 to 576 and encodes 191 amino acids. NCBI's taxonomy places the organism in Eukaryota, Fungi, Ascomycota, Dothideomycetes, Botryosphaeriales, Botryosphaeriaceae.